CUACAAAGGUGAUAAUUUUUGACAUUGCACUAUCAAAGUCUAGAAGAAAAGAAAAAAUCCAAAAACAAAAAGGCUAUAUUAUCCACUGUAGAGUUAAUAUUGCCCAAGGCUGAGCAUAGGUACUGUGCAAAACAUAUUUAUUGCAAUUGGGCAAAGUUGGGUCAUAGAGGUGAUGAGAUGAAGAUCUGCUUCUGGAAUUGUGCAAAGGCAACAUUUCAGGAUGAUUUCACUGAUAAGUUAGGUGAUUUGUUUGCAAAGAAUAGGCAAGGACAUGAUGACUUGUUAGGGUACCUUAGAGAGCAUUGGUGCAAAGCAUUUAUCCAGAAUAAUUGUAAAUGUGAUGCAAUUGACAACAACAUUUUUGAAACUUUCAACUCUUGGAUACUAAGGGCAAGGUGUGAUGACAUUAGUCCUAGAAUCAGAAAAAAGCUUAAGGAACUGAAGGCAGAGUCACAGGGAUGUAGUGUGCAGCCAAAUGGGGUUAAUGAGUUUAAGGUCAAUGAUGGUGGGGAUCAGCAUGUUGUCAAAUUUAAUGACAAAACUUGCACAUGUAGAUAUUGGCAACUCUCGGGGGUUUCUUGCCCUCAUGCUUUGGCUUGCAUAAGGAAAGGGACAAAAGCAUGGAAGGCUGUGGGUGAAGAAGAGUUGUUACCACCACUUGUUAAGAGCAUGCCAAGGAGGCUGAGGAGAAAGAGAAGAAGACAUAAAGGUGAACCACAAAAGAUCAAGAAAGGGAAGCUUAGGAAGCUUAGUGGAAAAGGGAGAAAAAUGGCAUGCAAUGUGUGUGGCAAUGAAGGGCACAAUCAGAGAACAUGCCCAUUUAACAAUGAAGAAGGUAGAAAUGAGAGUGCAAGUGCAAGAGUGAAAAUCACUGGUGUAAACAAGAGAAAGAAACAGGGAGGUGAAGGUGCCUCAACCUCAGGUAGCAAGAAAAAGAAGGCGAGGGUCCCUACAACCACAGGGAGCUUUAUUGGUGUUGAUGAUGCUGUUGCCAGUAGUGUGCCUACAAGACCUACCACAACAGAAGGCAAUGAGAAGCCGUAAAUAUUGCUUUUUAAAUGGAGAUGUUUUGUUAGUUACUUUUUGUCUUUUUUGAAUAGUGGUGAUUUAGGGCUUUGGUUUAUUCAAAUUGUGACCAAAUAGGUUAAACCAAUAUCAUGUCCUUAUCUAUAUAGCUUGAAUUAGUGAAUGACCAAAAACAACAGUAUAUAUGGUCAUAUGGAUUCACCAUUUUGAAUAUUUUGUAAUAGUAAAUUGCAAAAACAACA
Molecule: messenger RNA, 1268 nt
Organism: Rubroshorea leprosula
Lineage: Eukaryota; Viridiplantae; Streptophyta; Magnoliopsida; Malvales; Dipterocarpaceae
Source: the annotation of a GenBank genome assembly